Molecule: messenger RNA, 588 nt
Organism: Annulohypoxylon maeteangense
Lineage: Eukaryota; Fungi; Ascomycota; Sordariomycetes; Xylariales; Hypoxylaceae
Product: 21 kDa subunit of NADH dehydrogenase
Exons: 3
Coding region: 1-588 (195 amino acids)
Source: RefSeq, a predicted model, not a curated record
AUGGCUUCCAAAGCAGCUGCGAAAGUUGCGGGGGGUGUGAUGAACAUCAACCAGAAACAAACCCUCCAAUCAACCGGAAUAGGAGAGCGCAUCCGCCGCCUCCUCGCCGUCGACCCCAACCGAUCCAACGGCGUGCCGCUGAACCCGUACUUCCGCAACCCGACGCCGGGCGCGCUGAACCCGCUCGACUACGACGACCCAGUGACGAUCCCCGCGGGCGACAUCGCCGACAACCCGUACUGGAAGCGGGACGCGCGGCGGGCAUACCCGCGCCUCAGCUUCGUCAACCAAGCCGACGCCGUGGCCUUGCUCUCCGUCGGCAGCGCCGCGGCCCCGAAACAAGAGCUGAUCGGCGAGGAAGGCCAGAAGGCUCUUGUCGCGGCGAAGGAAGAGGGCAAGACGAUGGGUCUCGCGGCGUAUUUCGAGAAGAAUGUUGGUGCGGCGAAGGACACGCUACUAGUGAAUGGACUGCCGCCGUUGCCGAGUGGGCAGAGCUUGGGGAAGGAGGGCGCGUGGCAGACGUAUAAGUAUGAGUUGACGGAGGAGAACUCGUAUCCAGAGGGAUAUCCUUGCCGGACUUUCAAAUAG